AUGGAAUUCUUUGUUAACGCGUUACACUUUCUUGAAGAUACGACAACUUCUAGUGCUCCUCAAACUCGACGGUAUACGGACCGGCGUCGAGAAAUUGGUCUUGCCACUCUUUUGAACGAUUGGUUCGUUCAACAACCAAAAUACGAAGACGAUUACUUUCGAAAGAAGUUUCGAAUGGACAAGACCAUGUUUUUAGAUAUCGUGCGCGACAUUGAAGCAAACUUCCCGUAUUUCCAAGAACGUUACGAUGCAAGAGGAAGAAAAAGUUUUACGGCGAUACAGAAAUGCACAUCCACCGUUAGGCAACUCGCGACGGGUAACGCACCAGACGAGUAUGACGAGUACUUGUGCAUGGCAGCCAGAACCACACGAGAGACCCUUGAUUAUUUUUGUGACGCCAUCAUUCGGUUGUAUAGCUGA
Molecule: messenger RNA, 420 nt
Organism: Erigeron canadensis
Lineage: Eukaryota; Viridiplantae; Streptophyta; Magnoliopsida; Asterales; Asteraceae
Exons: 1
Coding region: 1-420 (139 amino acids)
Source: RefSeq, a predicted model, not a curated record